CUUGUGGAUGAAGUAAACUUAGCUACACCGGAAUGUCUGGAUUCUUUGGUGCAUUUGAUCGAAGAUCAGGGAAGCACGCAUCCGAAUUUUCGCUUAUUUGCGUGCAUGAAUCCUCCCGGUGAUGUUGGCAAACGGAAUUUACCGCCUGGCAUAAGAAAUAAAUUCACAGAAAUUUUUGUGCGAGAGACAACGGAUUUGGAGCAGUUGCAUACAAUUGCACAAGCCUAUCUACCGGGCACCGAUGCUGCAAAAAUAUUCACUGUUUUAAAUAUUUAUGAAACUCUUCGUGCUAAAUUACCAGGAAAAUACAGUGUAUGA
Molecule: messenger RNA, 318 nt
Organism: Gongylonema pulchrum
Lineage: Eukaryota; Metazoa; Nematoda; Chromadorea; Rhabditida; Gongylonematidae
Source: the annotation of a GenBank genome assembly